AUGUCGAAGGGCCUGGAGAGACCCUCGCACGAUGCACCUGCUGCAAAACCCUCCUGCCAAAUGACGCUUCAGCAGAAGCAAAAGGUGCUGAGUGAGUGGUCGGCCGGAUGGACUGGACAAGGCCGUAGACAAAGCCGCCACAUGUCUCCGAAGGGUACUAUGGGCCAGACCACGGUCAAACCCAUCUCUGAGGAACUCCAAGAUCUGGGCAGGCUUGAACAAUGUGAAUCACCCUAUCUGAAUAAUUGUCCUGCCUUAGACGGGCCCCUUCAAGCGCCAUGCAGUCAGUUGGAGCCACUGAGGGUCCGGAUGAAGAAGGUUCCCCUGACGCAGUACAAUCUCGUCUGGUGGAAUCCUCCAAGGGUGAAAUGUGGAGAGACUGACCAGGUCUGCAAACCACGGACGGCGUGGCCAGUGGGGAGCCACGAGGAUAAUUUCUGCUCUGUCGGCGAUGACCUUCCGAAUCAGGGCCGGAAUCAGAGGCAGCGGCGGAAAAGCGUAGUGAAGACCUGGCGGCCAGGUGAGACGGAGAGCGUUGACCCCUUCCGCCCCUGGCGUCGGGAACCUCGAGAAGAAGCGAGGAAGCUGAUUGUUCAGGUGUGUGGCGAAGAGAUCUAUGGCUGGGAUGCCGAACCUGUUGCAAAUCUGAUGAAAUAUGUCGGGAUGAAUCUGCCACUCGCUGUUGUCCACCUCUGUCCUGCUCAGGAAAUCCGCCUGUGUGUUUUCCGACCCCGCAAUGUGGUCCGCUCUGAUGGAGAGGAGGUGUUGUUCUGCCCACUUGCCCAGGCGAAAUGA
This is a messenger RNA of Pantherophis guttatus, 795 nucleotides long. NCBI's taxonomy places the organism in Eukaryota, Metazoa, Chordata, Lepidosauria, Squamata, Colubridae. The record is from RefSeq and is a predicted model, not a curated record.